AUGGAUCCAAGACUGAUCGCAUCCACUCAAAUCAGAAGCAUCGAAAAAUUGUAUGAGGUUAUACAUGAGAAUCCAUACAUUCUUGAAAUCAUUGAUGCGGUACCUUUCAUCAACACUCCUCUACAUGUAGCUUCUGCUUCUGGAAACCUUCCUUUUGCCAUGGAGUUGAUGAAUCUUAAGCCAUCUUUUGCUAGAAAACUUAACACACACGGGUUAAGUCCAUUGCAUCUUGCUAUAGAGGAAGGUCAUACACGUUUAGUUCUAAGUUUACUCAAGGUUGAUCCUGAUCUUGUUCGUCUCAAAGGAAGAGAAGGUACGACGCCGUUUCAUCAAGUAGUGAGAAGAGGAGAGACUGAUCUUAUGACAGAGUUUCUCUUAGCUUGUCCCGGUUGCAUUAAAGAUGCAAACGUGAAGGGUGAAACCGCUCUACACAUGGCGGUUUCAAACGAUAGAUGUGAAGAGCUCGAAGUACUCUUGGGAUGGGUCCAAAGACUUCGUCAGGUGGAUGCAGAAUCGCUAGAGAUGCAGUUUUUAAACAAACGUGACCAAGAAGGUAACACAGCCUUGCACAUAGCAGCUUAUCAGAACAGAUUCAAAGCAGUGAAGCUACUAGUAAAAUGUUAUGCGGUUAACCGGAACAUCCAUAACCGGACCGGUUUAACCGCUCUAGACAUCUUAGAUAGCCAGAGAGAGCAUCACACAAACAGAAAGAUCGAAAACAUUCUUCGAAAAUCGGGAGGUAAAAGCGGAAAAUCUCUUCCAAAAACCAAGAAAGUGUCGGAAAUAUUGAGAUAUCCGAUUAGUUUCACUGAGCAUUUGUUCACGCAGACAGCGAGGUAUAGGAACCAGACACCAGAAGGAUCAAGAAGCGCGCUUCUAGUGAUAGCCGCACUGAUAAUCACAGCUACUUAUCAAACAGCUUUGCAGCCACCAGGAGGUGUAUACCAAGCAAAUGCAUCAGAUCAUGAAGGUCAUACUAAUAGUAGUAGUAAGAAGAGUGUUGUUGGUACUGUGGUGAUGGACCAGAGAUAUUUCUAUGUGCUUCGGAGUGUGAAUAGUAUGGCUUUCGUUGGAGCCAUUUUCAUGGCGU
This is a messenger RNA of Microthlaspi erraticum, 1090 nucleotides long. The record is from the annotation of a GenBank genome assembly. Lineage: Eukaryota; Viridiplantae; Streptophyta; Magnoliopsida; Brassicales; Brassicaceae.